Molecule: messenger RNA, 1128 nt
Organism: Cydia amplana
Lineage: Eukaryota; Metazoa; Arthropoda; Insecta; Lepidoptera; Tortricidae
Product: zinc finger protein 583-like
Exons: 1
Coding region: 164-1096 (310 amino acids)
Biological process (GO): regulation of transcription by RNA polymerase II
Molecular function (GO): DNA-binding transcription factor activity, RNA polymerase II-specific; RNA polymerase II cis-regulatory region sequence-specific DNA binding
Source: RefSeq, a predicted model, not a curated record
UCCAGGGGAAGAAUCCCGCUCUGCCGAAGUCUCCGUCCGAAAUAAACGUGCCACUUCCGCCUCAGACCGAUACAAAUGCGAAUGUGGCAAAAAAUUCAAGCAAUUGAGCAACUUAAAGGAGCAUAAACGAAUACACACCGGGGAGAAGCCGUACGCCUGCAAUAUGUGCGAGCAGCGCUUCGCCAAACAGAACUCGCUGAAGAACCACGAGCGACUUCACACCGGGGAGAAACCUUACGCCUGCGGAAACUGCGAUAAGCGUUUCAGACUCUCGGGUACUUUGAAGAAACAUGAACGUCUACAUACCGGAGAAAAGCCGUAUUCGUGCAAAACAUGCCAGAAAGCAUUUACACAGUUGGUCGGCUUGAAAAGACAUGAACGAGUUCAUUUAGAAGAAAGCGUCGCUACUCCCCUUCCACAUCCGUGCCAAGUGUGUGAUAAACGAUUCUCAUCCCCGAGCGAAUUAACCAGACAUCAGCGUGUUCACACCGGGGAAAAGCCGUACUGGUGCGAGAUUUGCCAAAAAGGGUUUGCGCAAUUAGUUGCGCUAAAACAACAUAAAAGAACCCAUACUGGGGAGAAACCACACACCUGCGAAAUGUGUGAAAAGGGAUUCGCAGAUUUAAGAGUUUUAAAAGAUCACGAACGAACGCACACGGGUGAGAAACCUUAUUCCUGUCAAACGUGUAAAAAGGAGUUUGCACGAUUGAGCACUUUGAAGAAACAUGAGCAAAUUCACACUGGUGAAAAGAGAUUUUCUUGCGAUAUCUGUAGAAAAGAGUUCAGACAAUCUGGUGCGCUCAGCCAGCAUAUACGAGUACACACGGGGGAAAAGCCGUACACGUGUAAAACGUGUCAAAAGGACUUUCCGCGAAUGGAUGCUUUAAAGAGACAUGAAAGAAUACACACGGGUGAGAAACGAUAUUCCUGCGGAGUAUGCAAGAAGGAGUUUACGGAUUCUGGCAAUUUAAAGAAGCACGAAAGGGUUCACACUGGUGAAAAACCGUAUUUAUGUGAAAUAUGUAAGAAGGCGUAUAGAGAAUUAGGCAGCUUGAAGAAACAUACCCGGACGCAUGCUGUUGAAACCAAUAGUUGAGUCCAUAUGCAUUAACUAACAAACAUUUCAAU